Messenger RNA from Tigriopus californicus, 1323 nucleotides. RefSeq lists its product as uncharacterized. The transcript is spliced from 3 exons. Lineage: Eukaryota; Metazoa; Arthropoda; Copepoda; Harpacticoida; Harpacticidae. Gene Ontology annotation, molecular function: protein binding. The coding region runs from base 187 to 1230 and encodes 347 amino acids. The record is from RefSeq and is a predicted model, not a curated record.
UCGGUUCUUUCCAAUUACCAAUUGACGACAAUUUCGUUGCUUGUUGCAGGCCUUGUAGGCUCUACUUUGACCUGGAGCCUACCGGUAAAUCGUUUUCACAGUCGAUCUAUUACUCGGUUUAGCUACGAGGACUCACAGCUUGAAACUAAAACUGCUUCGGGAGGGUCAAACUUGGUUUGCGGUGCUAUGUGUUUAGCCUCUAGUGUGAAUUGCACUGGCUUUAAAUUUGAUGGGAAUCGAUGUCACUUAUUGAGGAGCUGGAGUUUUGCCUCAGAAUCGAAUCCUUCCGUGGACGCAAUCAAAGUUCAUGAAAUGAACGUGUCAGCUUGGUCCAAAUUCAUGAUAAUUGGCGGAAGAGCAACGGGAUUUUCGCCCUCCGCUGAUGUUGAAGUUAUUGAUAUGGCCAAUGAAAAACAUUGUCCCAUUCAACCGUCGUUACCUACUGUGCGAUUUGGCAUGUCAUCAUUUGUCCUAGGGAGCAAGCUUUUGACCAUUGGUGGAAUUGGAAACGAAGUAGACAUUACCUCUUACAACUAUGAGAACCGUUCGUGGGAGUCCAUUGGAACUGUGGGUGCGGAAUGGUCAGAUUAUUCAAUAGCCCAGAUCCAAGACUCAUGGAUCCUUCUCAUGGGCGGAUACUAUGGAGUUGACGCCACAGGGACGACUAUUAUCCUCAAUGCCAAUGGUUCCAUGAUCCCAGGCCCAGAUCUCCCCGAGGCAAAUGACGGGUUUUGCGCGUGUGGUUUGGAUGAUAAUCAUAUUUUUAUCGCCGGAGGCAAGGAUUUGGACGGUUCACACUCACGAACGUCGUACGUUUUGGAUUGGGCCAGUCAACAAUGGACUAAUCUAGAUCCCAUGGCCUUACCGAGAUAUUAUGUGGAGUGUGGAACGUUCUUGAGUACCAAUCAGGAACUGAGCGUCUUAGUCGUGGGAGGACUUCGAAACAAUAUGUCCAUCGGUCCUCAUACGGAGAUUUUCAAUUGGCCCCAACGAACGUGGAGAGAUGGUCCGGAUUUCGCUUACCCGAAUAUAUUUUUGAGCCGCAUGACGAACUUUGACGGAAAACUUUUCGUGUUUGGAGGAUAUGAUGAUACAAGCGCCACGUUUUUGUCGAGUAUCUACAAGUUCAUCCCAAAGAAGGAGUCUUGGGUGAUAUUCCCUUUAGAAUUGAACAUUGCCCGUCGAGAUUUUGGCAUCAUGAAGAUUCCCGAGGGAAUUAUCGAUUGCUAAUAAGUCUUCAAAAUUUCCAAUUCGUUUUCCACUGGAUUUUUGACAAUGGUUUAGAUAGAGCGUCAAAUAUAGGCAGCUAUUAUUUUCAGCAUG